Messenger RNA from Zasmidium cellare ATCC 36951, 1584 nucleotides. RefSeq lists its product as uncharacterized. The transcript has 8 exons. Gene Ontology annotation, cellular component: membrane. Gene Ontology annotation, molecular function: carbohydrate:proton symporter activity. The coding region runs from base 1 to 1584 and encodes 527 amino acids. The record is from RefSeq and is a predicted model, not a curated record. NCBI's taxonomy places the organism in Eukaryota, Fungi, Ascomycota, Dothideomycetes, Mycosphaerellales, Mycosphaerellaceae. Gene Ontology annotation, biological process: carbohydrate transport; transmembrane transport.
AUGGGAAGACGAUACCUUGGAGGCAGUGGUGAUGCCCUCACUUUCUGGAUCUCUGUGGCAGCUAGUACAGUCCUCAUUUUCUAUGGGUACGAUCAAGGCGUCUUCGGGAACGUGAUCAUUAGCGAGAACUUCCUGGAGACCUUUGGUCAUCCCAGUGCAGACACGCAAGGAACCAUGACAUCGAUUUACAAUAUCGGCUGUUUUGUUGGAGCAAUGAGCACCGUCUUCACUGGCGACUAUUUCGGUCGUCCUCGUCAAAUUCUCGUCGGGAGUGCUGUGAUAGCCGUUGGAGCUAUCAUUCAAACCGCCAGCUACACUGUUGCUCAGAUGUAUGUCGGACGGAUUGUUGCUGGGCUUGGUACCGGCAUGAACACCGCCACAGCAGGCGUCUGGCAAGCCGAGACCAGCAAAAUGCGUUCUCGCGGAAAACUCGUCAUCGUACAAAUGGCGAACUGCAUAACAGGAUUCUCAAUUUCGAACUGGCUCACACUAGGAUUUGCCUUCGCCCCCAGGGACAUCGCCUGGCGCUUCCCCCUGGCCUUCCAGAUCUUCUUCACGCUGUGCAUCUUCGCGUUAUGCCCCUUUCUGCCUGAUAGCCCGAGACUGCUGAUCCGGAAAGGCAAGCAUGAGGAAGCGCUGGAGGUCAUUGCGGCGUUACAAGGACACGGAGCGACCCCUGCGACGCCUUCCGUGCGAGCUCAAUUCGAUGUCAUCAAAGACAUUCUCGACCGAGAGCAUAUGAACACCUACACCUGGUGGCAGCUGCUCACAGGCCGUGGACCCUCCGGAGUCCUCCGCAGAAUGCUCUUAGGCGCGUGGAUGCAAGCCAUGAAUCAAAUCUCAGGCAUCAACGUAACAUCCUACUACAUGUCCUACAUCUUUAUCAACGCGUUAGGAAUCUCCGAACUCCUCUCCCGCAUCCUCGCCGCCUGCGGCUCCGUCGACUACCUCCUCUUCGCGUGCCUGGCUUACUUCGUCAUCGAGCGCUACGGCCGGCGCAAAGUCAUGAUGUGCAGCGCGGCGGCGUGCUCAAUCUGCUGGAUCGUCAUCGCGAUUGCGACGGGGUUGUCUGAGAAGGGAGGGGAUAGUUUCGUGUUGGGGAGUGUGGCUGUAGCCUUCUUCUUUGUGUUCUUCGCGAGCUUUGGCAUGGGCGUGCUGGGCGUGCCGUGGUUGUAUCCGACGGAGAUUAAUGCGUUGGAGAUGAGGACUAAGGGGGCGAGUUUGGCCAUGGCAACGAACUGGAUAUGCAACUACGCCGUCGUCCAAGCCACCCUCCCCGGCGUCGCCAACCUGGGCUACAAAUUCUGGAUCGUCUGGGCCGUCAUCUGCUUCGCCUUCAUCCCCAUCACCUACUUUCUGUACCCAGAGACCGCCAACCGCACGCUCGAAGACAUCGAUCGGUUCUUUGAGACGAAGCCGGGCAUCAUUGUGUGUAGGAAUGAGCUGACGACGCAGUUGGCGAGGCCGCAGAUUUUCGUGGAGCAGGAUGAGAGGAUUGCGAGGGCUGUUGAGGCGGAGGGGUGGAAGGGGGGUGAGGAUGGGGAGAAGGCGGAGGGGAAUGUUAUUGUUGAGAAGGUGGAGUGA